AUGGAGCAGGAGCACGCCGCGAGUUUGACGGCCCGCGCCGUGAAGAAGGCGCUGCCCGAGCGCGCCAUUUUGACCAAGGAUGCGCGGCAGACACUGAACUCUGCAGUCAGCGUGUUUACGCUGUAUCUGGCGUCCAUUGCGCACGAGACGUCGGUGGCCAACAAGCGCAGCACGAUCACACUGAAGGACGUGCUGCAGACGCUGAGAGACGCGGACUUUGAGCACUUCAUCGAGCCUAUUGAGGCCUGCCUCCAGGAGACGAAGGCUGCCGCGAGCAGGAAAAAGAGCCAAAAGACUGCGGUUGAAGAGGAAGAGGGCGGUGCGACUACCAACGAGGUUGAGGAGCGACUGGAUGAAGUGGCGAUUGACACGAACGAGGAGGAUGCCGACGAGGACGAAGGCAUGGCGUCGGUGGACGAGCCGUCGGACGUUGAGGAAAACGAACAGGAUGCAGGUGAAGACGCAGAGGAGAAGGGAUCGGCCGACGAGGACAUGCAGGACGACGCCAAGACAGAGGAGGAGCCCCCCACACGGGAACGGAAGGCUGAAGACAAUGAC
Phytophthora sojae is the source of this 558-nucleotide messenger RNA. RefSeq lists its product as hypothetical. The record is from RefSeq and is a predicted model, not a curated record. The annotation marks the transcript as partial. The transcript is spliced from 3 exons. Gene Ontology annotation, biological process: heterochromatin formation; leading strand elongation; DNA damage response. Lineage: Eukaryota; Oomycota; Peronosporomycetes; Peronosporales; Peronosporaceae. Gene Ontology annotation, cellular component: CHRAC; epsilon DNA polymerase complex. Gene Ontology annotation, molecular function: chromatin DNA binding; protein heterodimerization activity.